UAUAGUAAGGAUAAGACAGUCUACUAUAUUACAUGAACUGGCUACAAAAGUAGCGGCCAAUUUGAAUUCUAAUUCUAAACCUAGUAUUCAACAAGUAGCUGCAUUGUUUACUAAGGCAUUAAAAGUGUUAGUGGAUGAAGGAUUUUUGAAUCAACGGGAUGCAAUAUUUUAUUAUGUUAAUUCACAAUUCGUAGAGAUGGUGAAAGAAUGGUGGUU
Messenger RNA from Racocetra persica, 216 nucleotides. The record is from the annotation of a GenBank genome assembly. NCBI's taxonomy places the organism in Eukaryota, Fungi, Glomeromycota, Glomeromycetes, Diversisporales, Gigasporaceae.